CCGUGGUCACCCAUCCGUUUCCUGCCUCAGCAGCAGAGUUGUAUCGGGAGACAGGGAAGACCGAACAACACCAUAACCUCAACCAACUCUACAAUGAAACUACCACCAAUAGUAUCCUCUCUCGAUGUCGGCUUCUUCACGAUACUGCUGGUUACUGGUCUCUCCACUCCAGGCCAGGCUGAAAUUACCAGUCUAGACACAGGAAACAUUGAAGACAUCCUCAACAAUGCUGGAGUGGCGAUGGUUAAUUUCUAUGCAGACUGGUGUAGAUUCAGCCAGAUGCUCCAGCCUAUCUUUGAGGAGGCAUCGAACAUCGCGAGGGAGGAGUUUCCUGAUGUCACUCAGGUGGUGUUUGCGCGCGUCGACUGUGAUCAGCACUCUGACAUAGCUCAGCGGUACAGGAUCAGUAAGUACCCUACGUUGAAGUUGUUCCGUAAUGGUAUGAUGAUGAAGAGGGAGUACAGGGGUCAGAGGUCAGUCACAGCCAUCGCUGACUUCAUCCGCCAGCAGAAGGUCGAUCCCAUUAAAGAAAUACACAGUCUGGAGGAGGUCAACACUGCGGAUAGGGACAGGCGUAAUAUUAUUGGUUACUUUGACCAGAAGGAUUCUGAGAACUACCACACGUUUGAGAAGGUGGCCAACAUCCUCCGAGACGACUGUGUGUUUCUCGCUGCCUUCGGUGACGUGUCCCAGACAGAGAGGUUCAGUGGUGAUAAUGUGAUCUAUAAACCGAUGGGGGAGACUGUUCCUGACAUGGUGUACCUGGGCUCACUAACCAACUUUGACCUAACCUACGCUUGGGCGCAGGACAAAUGUGUCCCUCUGGUCCGCGAGAUCACCUUCGAAAAUGGAGAGGAGCUGACUGAAGAGGGGAUCCCAUUCCUCAUCCUGUUUCACGUGAAGGAGGACACGGCGAGCUUGGAGAAGUUCCAGCACGAGGUGGCACGCCAGCUCAUCAGCGAGAAAGGAUCUAUAAACUUUCUGCAUGCGGACUGUGAAAAGUUCCGUCACCCACUGCUACACAUCCAGAAGACUCCAGCAGACUGUCCUGUCAUUGCUAUAGACUCCUUCAGACACAUGUAUGUGUACCCUGAGUUCAGAGACAUUGAGAUCCCUGGGAAGCUGAGGCAGUUUGUUCUGGACCUCCACUCUGGGAAGUUACACAGAGAGUUCCACCACGGCCCAGACCCGACAGACAGCACACCUGGACAGGAGGAGAUCGGUGAGGUGGCCAGUAACCCACCAGAGAGUUCCUUCCAGAAGUUAGCCCCCAGUGAGACGCGCUACACACUCCUCAGGGACCGUGAUGAACUGUGACCUCAACGACUUUACCACAACCCUGACCUAUGACCCACGACCCCAUGGCAUGCCCCGGAGUCAGUGUCCAGAGUCAGGACAGGCCAGCGGGAUGGGACAGCAACACCCCAACUCACCCCCAACACCCUUAAUGGAGAGAGAGGAGGAAGAGAGGAUCAGGAAGACCAGAGAGUAGGUUAAAUCCAGGACAGUCGUGUUGGAAUAACCUAUAUUUUCAUAACUCUUACGUGUACAAUUUUUUAUUUUAGAUAAAAAGGAUGAAACCAGAAGAAGAAAAUGGUGUGGGGUGGGGGGAUUAGGACAAAAAAAGAAGCAAAGCGUUUUAACUUUUAUUUUUGGAGCUUGUAAAUAAUAAUAGUGCUUGUGCUGAGUGAGCGUUGGUCUUUGUCAUCCUGAUCUAAAUUAAAAACCAAUUUACUUUAGGUUCAAAAACAUGUAGCGCCCUUUUUUCCCUUUUUUUGACGAGUGAGAUCCCUUUCUCCGGUUGUUCAGUCUCAUUACGGUUCUUAUCUGUGUGUAGUCCAGCUCAGUCCCAUUACGGUUCUUAUCUGUGUGUAGUCCAGCUCAGUCCCAUUACGGUUCUUAUCUGUGUGUAGUCCAGCUCAGUCCCAUUUGAGUGAGAGAGGGUUCUGGUCCUGGAGGACUACAGUGUCUCGGCUGCAUCUUAAUAGUUUACCCCCCUCUCCUCCUUUCCUUUAUUUAAACUGAUGUGAAAGCAUAUUUCUGGCAGGUAUCCACCAUGCUGCUUCCACCUAUCCUAUGAUUUCAAAUAGGAUGAGAGGAGAUGAGGAAAAGAACACAUUGUAGAAUAUUGAGAUGCAGCUUUCCUCUCCCUGGUACUAAACUCAUGCAACUGAUUAGCCAGAGAGCCUAUUCACCUAAGUCACGUUCAGGAGGCACAAAAUGUUUAUAAACAACGGAGGUACUACUAUAAACUGUCCAAUAGUUAAAUGUUUGUUUCCAUUGUCUGUCAGAAAAGCAUUUUCUUCCUUUUGUACUUGAACGUGCCCCAGAUCUGCAAUACUGACUCAGACGGUAGUUCCUAAAGGCUGAGAGGUGUCAGUCAGACACUGCGGCUCUAGAGGACAGGAGGGGAACCUCACACUGAAGGAGAAAAAUCAGACUCUGGGCUGCAUCUCAAUCCUCUGCAGUGGCUUCUUCUCCAUCUGCACUGGUCUGACACAGGCCAGGCCACGCCCACUUAGCAACAAGUCCAGGUGACAGCAAUAUGGAAGAAGCUGACCUGGAAAGUAUCCUUAUUUCACCUGUCACUCAAAUCAGUUCAGAUGGAGCAAUGAAAGGAGACGAGGAGUAUUGAGCUGCAUGCUGUGUGUUUAUUUAUAGUACUGUGUGUACAGUCCCUCCCUAGAACCCAACAGUACCCUGAUCUGACUAGUCACGAAGGGAGGGUUAAAGGGGGAGAAAUCUCAUUUCUAAAUCAGUCUUCUCGGAGAGGGAGAAAAUAAAACAAGUAAAUGAAACCAUUUUACAGGA
Messenger RNA from Oncorhynchus nerka (sockeye salmon), 2811 nucleotides. Its product is annotated as endoplasmic reticulum resident protein 44-like. The record is from RefSeq and is a predicted model, not a curated record. The coding region runs from base 94 to 1317 and encodes 407 amino acids. Lineage: Eukaryota; Metazoa; Chordata; Actinopteri; Salmoniformes; Salmonidae. Gene Ontology annotation, molecular function: protein disulfide isomerase activity. Gene Ontology annotation, biological process: protein folding. Gene Ontology annotation, cellular component: endoplasmic reticulum-Golgi intermediate compartment; endoplasmic reticulum membrane. The transcript is spliced from 11 exons.